AAUUAAAUUAACCAACAAAAUAUAAUAUCAAUUUUAUUUUUUUUUUAAAAAAAAAAGAUUCUCUCAAUCAAUUGAUUUUUUUUUUUUUAAUUGGGGGUCAUUAAAUAAUAAAUAAUCACUAAUUUUCUUCUUUAAUAUUUCCUCAUCCAAGUAAAGUCUAAACAAAAAUCCCAACAUUUUCAUUAGUUUCUUCCUUUAAAACUUUCAACUUUAUUUUAUUAAUUUUAUUAUAGCUCAUAUCCUAAUCCAUAGCUAUUUAUUAUGGAUCACAUUAAGUAGUUAAAAAAAUCUUCUUUUUCCCUUAAUUAAUUAAUCUUUCUUGUUUUGUAUGAUUUGAAUUUGACUCAACACACAAAAAUAAAAAUAACAAUUCCUUUUUAUUUUAUUUUUUUAAAAAAAUUAUUUUCCUAUUGCUGAUCCUUUUGUAUUUAUUUAUUAAUAAUUUUACCUUAAAUAUAUUAAAUUUUAUAUGUAGGGUAUCUUUGCUCAACCUUGUAAUCAAUCCACUUUUGUUCAGUCUUCCACGUUAACUCCAUUUCUGUUCUUAUCUUUCUCUUCACCCAUUUGGGUCAUCAUUGAUCUUGUUCUAGGUAAAGAAAUUAAUCUUCUUCUUCUUCUUUUUUUCCCUCAAUUUCGAUUUUUUUUUUUACUGUUGGGAAUUAAUUGUUUCUAUUUUUUUAUUUAAAAAAAAUAAAAAAAUCUGGGUCGAGUGGUGGACAGUGAGGUCUUUAGGGAUCAAUGGAGGAUUUGGUAGGGCCUAGAUUAUACAGUUGUUUUAAUUGCAGGAACCAUGUUUCUCUUCAUGAUGAUAUAAUCUCUAAAGCUUUUCAGGGAAGAAAUGGCAGAGCUUUUCUGUUUUCGCACGCGAUGAACAUCUCUGUUGGGCCAAAAGAAGACCGGCAUUUGAUCACCGGUCUUCAUACCGUUGCUGAUAUUUACUGCGGCGAUUGCCGUGAGGUGUUGGGGUGGAAAUAUGUAAGAGCUUAUGAGGCAUCACAGAAGUACAAAGAGGGAAAGUUCAUAUUUGAAAAGGCGAAAAUUGUGAAAGAGAAUUGGUAACUUAAAAAACUAAUGGCUUUUCUUCUUUAAUUUCUAUCAUGUUGAUGAAAUUUUUAUCAGGGCUUUUGUUUUGAUUCUUCUUGUACAGAAACUUGUCUCAUUCACCCAUUUGAGAUUUCUCAUUGUUUUCUUUUUUUGUUCAUAUUCUCUUCUUAAAGUUGGAAGUUGUAAAUGGAUGAUCAAUUUAAGUGUGAAUGGUAUUUUGUAAACUCCAAA
Molecule: messenger RNA, 1275 nt
Organism: Cannabis sativa
Lineage: Eukaryota; Viridiplantae; Streptophyta; Magnoliopsida; Rosales; Cannabaceae
Product: protein yippee-like At4g27745
Exons: 2
Coding region: 739-1059 (106 amino acids)
Source: RefSeq, a predicted model, not a curated record